GCGGUGAGAUCACCGUCGUAACUUUUGUACUUUUCAGGUUCAUUUUGUCUAGCUGAACCCAAAAUAUACGUAUUCUUCACUGCCAAGAUGUCUUCCCUCUUCAGAUCGGAGGAAAUGACACUGGCCCAACUUUUCCUACAGGCUGAAGCGGCUUAUUCUUGUGUCAGCGAACUUGGAGAGCUGGGCCUUGUGCAGUUCCGAGAUUUAAAUCCAGAUGUGAAUGCCUUUCAACGUAAAUUCGUCAAUGAAGUCAGACGCUGCGAGGAGAUGGAAAGGAAACUUCGAUUUCUGAAGAAGGAAAUUGAGAAAGCUGAUAUCCAAGUUUCGGACACAGGAGAAAAUCCAGAAGCUCCCCAACCUCGAGAAAUGAUUGAUCUUGAGGCCCAGUUUGAGCAGCUGGAAAAUGAAAUGAAAGAUAGCAAUGCGAAUUAUGAAGCACUCAUGAAGAGCUUUCUGGAGUUGACAGAACUCAAGCACAUCCUUCGCAAGACGCAGACCUUUUUUGAAGAGGCCGAACUCCAUGUGCAUAAUCAACAACAGAUCCAUGAACCGCAGGGUACUGAUGACAUGCAAGCUCUCCUGGGUGAGGAGCCAAGAGGAGGUAGUGCCACAGCAACAGCAACCCAGUUGGGUUUUGUGACUGGUGUUAUAGCAAGAGAGCGAGUACCUUCCUUUGAGCGUCUUCUGUGGCGUGCCUGUCGUGGAAACGUUUUCUUCAAACAGGCAGAAAUAGAGACUCCUCUGGAAGAUCCAAGCACUGGAGACCAAGUCAACAAAUGUGUCUUUAUUAUAUUCUUUCAAGGAGAUCAGCUCAAAAGCAGGGUGAAGAAGAUUUGUGAGGGAUUCCGUGCUACGUUGUAUCCUUGCCCAGAUACUGCAGCGGAGAGGCGAGAAAUGGCCAUUGGAGUAACCACUAGAAUUGAAGAUCUUCAAACAGUAUUGAAUGAAACACGUGACCAUCGCCAUCGAUUGUUGAUGACUGUGGAAAAGAAUAUAAAUCAGUGGUUUAUUAAGGUCAAAAAGAUCAAGGCUAUUUAUCACACCAUGAACAUGUUCAACCUGGAUGUUACUCAGAAAUGUCUUAUUGCUGAGUGUUGGUGUCCAGUUAGUGACUUGGAUAGAAUUCAGCAAGCACUGCGGCGAGGCACAGAGCGCAGUGGUGCUGCUAUACCAUCUAUUCUGAAUCGCAUGACCACUCGUCAGGAGCCUCCAACUUUCAACAGGACUAACAAGUUUACCCAGGGGUUUCAAGCCAUUGUAGAUGCCUAUGGAGUAGCAAACUAUCAGGAAGUAAAUCCAGCCUUGUUUACAGUCAUCACAUUUCCAUUCUUGUUUGCGGUCAUGUUUGGAGACUGUGGUCAUGGUUUGAUCAUGUUUCUGUUUGCCCUGUGGUUGGUUGUGAAUGAAAGGAAACUGGCAGGCUAUAAAGAAGGAGGAGAGAUGUUUGAUACAGUUUUCGAGGGACGCUACAUCAUCAUGCUGAUGGGAUUGUUUGCAGUCUACACUGGUCUUAUUUAUAACGACUGCUUUUCCAAGUCCUUUAACAUCUUUGGCACAGCCUGGGAUCUUAGUGUAGAUUAUGGUCCAAUCAACAAAAAGGCAUUAGACUCUUAUGCAGAGAACCAAGAUAUUAUGGUUGAGCCACAGGAGACAUACCGUGGGAUACCAUACUACUUUGGUAUUGACCCAAUCUGGCAAUUAGCUACCAACAAACUGACUUUCACCAAUUCAUUCAAAAUGAAGCUGUCCAUUGUGUUUGGUGUGACACAUAUGAUGUUUGGUGUUUGUCUGAGUUUCUUCAAUCAUAGGCACUUCAAUAAACCUCUGAAUAUCUUCACAGAGUUUAUACCACAGGUUCUGUUUUUGUUUUGCAUCUUUGGUUACCUGGUCAUUUUGAUCUUCUACAAGUGGAUUGCCAUCAGUGUUACUUCGAAGGGUUAUCCAAGUUUGCUGUUGGCACUCAUCAACAUGUUUCUUAAAUUUGGAGGACCUAUCCACGGUUCUGAGCUUCUCUUCCCAGGACAGGAUGUUAUCCAGCCUAUACUAGUUAUCAUAGCUGUAUUGUGUGUACCUUGGAUGCUCUUGGUCAAGCCUUUUUAUCUUCGACAUCAGCACAAAGUUGCUGAAGCACAAGUAAGUCUAAGAUUUUGGGGGUUGCACAUAAUUCCACAUACAAGCACAAAAAAAACUGGAUCAAUUGCCCUUUAUCAGCUUUGUUUUAUACUAAUGUUUGACGUCAG
Pocillopora verrucosa is the source of this 2240-nucleotide messenger RNA. The record is from RefSeq and is a predicted model, not a curated record. NCBI's taxonomy places the organism in Eukaryota, Metazoa, Cnidaria, Anthozoa, Scleractinia, Pocilloporidae.